This is a messenger RNA of Xyrichtys novacula (pearly razorfish), 3096 nucleotides long. The record is from the annotation of a GenBank genome assembly. NCBI's taxonomy places the organism in Eukaryota, Metazoa, Chordata, Actinopteri, Labriformes, Labridae.
CUCAGAGCUCGAUUCUGUGGAGAAGACGCUUCAACAUGUCAUCCAAAAAGGCCUUACCCAUCAGCGGUACCUUGACUGUCAUGGUCAUCGUGGUUGUCCUUGUUCCAUCAGCACUGCUGGAUCCGACAGCCGAGUUCGAGGCCGCAUUCUUGAAGAAGUGUGUUGAGUUUCCUGAAGACAAAAACACGUAAGUCUCUUUACACUCUUCAUUGAAGGAGGCCUCAUCAGGAUUGAGCCUAAAGAAAACAAAAAUAAUCAAACACUUAUUUUUCAUGGAUGUAUUUACUUGUUACAUUUGUCUUUCAGCUGUAAGGCUACUCUGGCGAUCUUUGAAGAAGCCUAUGUGGGGAAGAAAAAAACAGCUGUCACUGAGGAUAGCUACAACAAACUCUUCGAUAAGACGCCCUUCAAGCAUCCAUGUGGCGAGGUAAGCAUCCUCCAUCACACAGCUCUCUACUGUGGAUUUUAAGGUGUAUGUCUAACAAUGUCAUGUUUACUCUUUUGGGGUCAGACCAUGUUAUAUAGCGGGAUAGACAGGGUCAAAACCACAGAUGUGGUCCACAGGUUCACUAAAAAGACAGGCAGUUAUUUCACCUUGGAGGACACUUUGCUGGGACACGUGUUGGACGGACUGAUUUGGUGUGGAAAGGAAGGCAGCAAGGGUGAGAGUCAUCAUUCACAGUCAGUCCAGAGUCUGAAAAUGAAAAUAUACUGAUGACAUACAAGUUUACUUCACGGUUUGCCUAGCUUGACAUAAUCUGAAAUUGUCUUCGUCCAUCUUUGUGACCCUUAAAAACACAAGUAUUGAAUUAUAUCUAUCAGUCAGUUGACCGGUAACUUGUAAAUUAUCUAUAUUAAUAUGUAAUUGAUGUGUUUUUGUCUGUUAUUCUAGAAACAUUUACUGAGCAUUGCACUGACACCAUGCCAAACCCUUACAUUUCAUUCUGGAUUAUGGCCUCUGUCAAGGUAAACCUCCAACAUUGACUAUCAUUCAGUCAGUGAUCCAUGCAACAUGACCUCAGUUUAUUGGAAGACAAAACCAGCAGGCCUGGUCCUUUUUCAAAAAAGUCCUCGUUUGAACUCUAGUGGGCACUGUUGUACAAUGAACUGAUACACAGUGCCAACACAAGGGAGGUCUAACUUCAUGUACUGUAAUAGUAAACUCAAACAGGGGUCUAUUUUUAAUUUCUCCAACUCUUCACCUUUAUGUUUUAAUGUUUUUAGGUUGCACAAUACGCCUGUGGUCAUGUCACAGUGAUGCUGGAUGGUGAGAGAGAGCAACCAUACUAUGAUAAAAGGUAAGCGGCACUACAACUGCUUUGUUGUAUGUACAAAUCUGUUGAUAAUAGGCAUUAUGAUUGAUUACUCACUGAUAACCACAAUAAAGUGCAUGUAUUAACCCUUGUAUUAUGUUGAAACAAAAUUACAUAGGUUAAGUUGCAGGUCAUUUUGACCCACACUGUGUAUGUCCGCUCAAAACAGGUUAAACCAAGGACAUCUUUAGUUUUUUUUUUUAACAGUUAAGAAAGAGACAUAAAAUACUUUUUUUAAAAAAUUCCUACACUAUGUUUAAGAACUAGUUAGCUAAAGUUUUUUCCUCUUCACAAACAUUUUCAAUGUUCUUCACAUGAUGGACAGAAUGUAACUGCACUUUCUGCAAAUGUAAUUCGCAGUAACAAACAAGGAGGUACUUGUUUGUUAGUUUCCUCUCAGGAGGGACAGACCUGGCAUCUUUUCUUUUUAUUUACACUUGGCACCAGUCAUACAGGGAACAAACAGACCUUAUCAGGGUGUCUGGUACUCCAUACUCCUGAAGCACCCCUGUAGGAAUUCCUGAGGGACACAGUCGAAUCCCUUCUCCAAGUCCACAAAUCACAUGUGGACUGGUUUUGCAAACUACCAUGCACCCUCAAGGAUCCCACCAAGGGUGUAGAGCUGGUCCACAGUUCCAUGACUGGGACAAAAAACACAUUGCUCCUCUUGGAUCUGAGCUUCAACAAUCCAAUGGACCCGCCCCUGCCAAUCCAGAGGCACUGCCCCCAAUGUCCACAUGAUGCUGCAGAGUCAUGUCAGCCACAACAGCCCCACAACAUCCAGGACCUUGAGGAACUCAGGGUGGAUUUGAUCCACCCCUGCCACCAAAAAGACUUAUAACUCCCUCGGCAACUUCAGCUCCAGAGAUAGGUGACGUUCCAUGUCCUGAGAGCUAGCUUUUGCAGCCCAGGAUCAGACUGCCAGAUGAGGGAAACUUGGUCCCUUUCCCAGGACCUGUUUGUCUUGGGUGACCCUACCAGUUGCAUAAAGCUCCCAGCAACUUAGCUCCUUGGAUCAUUGGCCUCUUAAAGUUGAUCAAAUAAUGCCCUGUGAAAUGUUCCUUUUUUCUUCUCUUUUUAUUUGUGUUCAGUGUGUUCGCUACGCAUGAAGUUCCAAAUCUUCAGUCCCCUGAAGUGAAGAACCUCGUUGUUAUUCUGGUUGUCGGUCAGAAAGACGAGUAUGAUUUCAUUAACUAAAUAACUAAAUACAUCAAUAUUUUAUUUACGUAUAAAUACAUUGACACAAAUCAUGAAGCAGUUUCUGCUUUUUAGAUAUCAUUAAGUGUAAUCUCUUCAUGUCUUUAAUUAGCACUAAGUGCAACAAGGAGUCCCUCAAGAACUUGAGCAACAUCCUGAAAGGAAAAAAGAUCGGCUACGCUUGCAAGGAAGUGACUCUGUAAGUAAGCUGACAACAAAAACUGACUCUGUGCUCCUUUAUGUUGUUCAAAGACUUUCAUCAUUUUCAUCCUGAUUGUUUGUUUCUCACAGGGCUCACAUUGAGGAGUGCAUAAAAGAAGGCAAAGGAGUCUGCUGGUAAAGUUUCUGCUCUGAGCGUCAAGCGGCACUGUUGGUGAAGAAAUCCCUCAAUGCAGAAAGAUAAAUCAUUCAUCUUAAAUUCGUUGAUUUUCCAAAGAUUUGUGAUCAACUUUUAGAUAACCAAAGUUUUCCAGCUUCAACAUGUGCAAACAUGGACUUAGUGUAAUGGAACAAUAAAUACAAUCUGAGCAAAAAAUUGUCAGCCUUGUCUGAUAUGAUGAAAAAACAAAAUAAAUUGCAAACGGUU